This is a messenger RNA of Closterium sp. NIES-67, 4096 nucleotides long. Lineage: Eukaryota; Viridiplantae; Streptophyta; Zygnematophyceae; Desmidiales; Closteriaceae. The record is from the annotation of a GenBank genome assembly.
AUUCCUUUACCUGUCUUGGCUGUGGAGUUUCUGUCUUCCACUCAUCUCCGCAACGAUUAUGGCUCUCGGCUGGCAGCCUGAGCUGGCAGUCUGAGCUGCAGUCACGUGUUACUGAUAUAAUUUAAACCACUGUCUCCGGCAAGUACCCCACUAUUAAAACCAGUUGUCUUCAUCUCAAUUUCUCUUGCCCCGCCGCUUGUGCUUCUCGAUCAGCCCUUUCCGUCUAGCGCUGCUGCUGCUGCUCUUAGUAAGAUGGUCGAAACGAAAGCCGCGACGAGGAGUGCGAUGAAUGUCGAAACCACUGGCAGGGGAGAGAGGAAAGGCGCCAUGGACCGGUUCGUCGUGCGACGCAUGCCGCCGCCGGUUAGCGACGGCGACGGCGACGGCGACGGCGACGCAAAAGACUGUCAUCCAAAGAGCGAAACGAUAGGCAGGGCUGGCGCCAUGGAUCGGUUCGUGGUGCGAGGCACGCCGCGGAUACGCGACGGCGACGGCGACGGCGUCGGCGACGCGAAAGGCUAUCCGAAGAGCGUCGGCAAGACAGGCGCCAUGGACCGGUUCGUCGUUCGCGGGAAGCUGCCGUUAGUAGGGCACAGAAGCGGCGACGGCAUCGAUUGCGGCGGCAGGAGGAUUGUACGGCGAAGGCACAUUUCAGCGUUGGAGUGGCAGACCACCAGCCGCCUUACCCUGAAUGCCAGGCUCGGCGCGCUGCAGCAGCUGCUGCAGUCAUACUCUCAGACGCUCGCCCUGUGCCCGCCCUUCCUGGAAUCGCCGCAGGUCGCCUUCCCCCUCCGUGCAGCCACCCCUGCUCCCAGGCCCUACAUCUCGAACCUGGCAUUCCACCCCGCGUCGUGCUCUGCCCCUCGCCUUGCUGCCGCUACUUCCACUGGCCUGCUCGCCGUCUACUCCACUCCACAUCACAUCUCGUCCGCCCAUGACCUCUCUCCAGUGCUGGAGUGCCGUGUGGGAUCGAAUGGGGCAGAGGGGAUGGCAUGGGAGGGGGCGAGAACAGCAGGGCAGAUAGCUCUAGUGGAUGGCACUUCGUCCGUUCACCUCUGCUCUUUCACAGAAGCAUCGCACCGUUUCUCUCGUCUUUCCCUUGCACCGUCGCGCAUCCAGCUCCUCUCAUCCGCCCCGAUGCCUUCGUUCUCGGACGUGGCCUUCCUCCCCUCCUACUCCUCGUGUGUGGCAGCAAGCACGGCAUCCCGAGCAGCAGUGUGGGACGUCAGAGCGUCCCUGACUUCUCCAGCCAUCUUAUUCCGCCUUCCAGACACCAGACGAGCUGCAGCCACCGCUACAACUGCGAUCAAGUGCCUUGCUGCCGACCCAGAUGCUUCCGUCAUCUAUGGUGGCUGUUCCGAUGGCUCCAUCUGUGCGUGGGAGAUGCGGCAGGGCACUGGGAACCACCAGCCUCCCCCACUCUCAUCCUCGUUACAGUCUCUUGCUGCUGAUAAUUCCCAAAGCCAAGGAGCAUGGAACCACCAGCCGCUGCCGUUGCCGCGUCCUACCUCGCAGCAGCAAUGUGCGACACCAGAAGCCGAGGGGACCAUGGCAGUGGGAACCAGAGGGGCUCAAAAGGCACUCCGAGCACAGGGGAACGUAGGCAGUGGGAGGAGUGGGAAAGGGGAGGGAGGGAGGAGUGGUGGGGGGAGUGUGGAAGGUGUGGCUUCUGGGGAGGGGAGUGGGGUAGCAGAGAAGGGUGGUGGGAAGAUGGGGAAGGAAGAGGGUGUUCUGAAGGAAGUUGAAAGGGAUAUAGACUGGGAAAUAGGGGUGAGAAGGGGUGCUGGUGGGUUAUGGAGCAGGGCAAAGGAGGGAGCGAGAGAGUGUGGAGGAGGUUUGAGACAAGGAGAAGGAAGCUCACGAGAGAGUGAAGGGGGCUUGGGUGAAAGAGAAAGAGAAGGAGAAGGAGAAAGAGAAAGUGAAAGAGAAGGAGAAGGAGAAGGAGAAAGCGAGAGAGGACGAGAAAGAGACUUGCGGGAAGGUAGACGUGAGAUGCAAAGUGCGGCAGAGUGUGCGGACAGCAGUGCAAGGGAGUGUGCAAGCGGUAACGAUAUGGGGCGAGCGAGUGGAGAUGUAAGGGUUGGCGGGCAAGGGAUGGCUGUUGAGGCAAGGAUUCAGUCGGAGAGAGCAACGACUGGUGGGGUGAAGGGUAGGGAAGGUCCGGAGCACAGGAUACAGGAGCUUGGGAUUGGAGAGGAGAGGAGAGGCGACAGCAACGGUACGAGGGACAGCAGCAAUAGAUGCGGGAACUUUAGCAGCAGCUUGAACGGCGGCGGCGUUAGCAGCAGCAGCAAGAGCAGGGCGAGAGAGAGCGCUCGAGCAGCCUUGGAAGGAAUGAGAAAGAAAACCAAAGGCACGGGGACAGGCAUGGGAGCAGGCACGGGAGCAGGUAUGGAAGUGGAUGGAUGUCUGGAGCUGAACAUUGAGAGAGGAUUCGCCAAAGUGCAAGAGAUGGGCCAGGUUAGAGGUGCCAUGAUCCAUGAUUGGGUGGGAGGUUCAAUGGGUUUUAACAGGGCGGCUGUUGCUUGGGGGGCUAAGAAAUCUGCCCCUUUCACUCCCACGGAUCUGCUUGGCGCGCAGGGCUGGAGUGAAUCGGUGUGGGGGUGCAGCCGUGCCAGCCGAAUCAGCUAUGCCAGGCACAGCAGCGGGGACUGUGCUAGUCACCAUCAGGUGACCAUCAGCAGCAGAGACAAUACAGGUGGCAGCGAGACGAGGCUUGGACGGAGUAGCUUGGAUCAUUCCUCCAGGUCUAGGGGGGGUCCUGCUGGUCGAUUGGAGGUUGGCGCAAGGGUAGGGGGUGGGUCGGUAAGAGUGGGGAUGGAUGGAGGGGAAGGGGAGCACAGGGAGGCUGGUAGGGCAGCGGUACCUCGUGAGUCGAUAUCAGCCGCAGCAGUGACAACUGCAGCGGCAGGACUAGGGGCGGCGGCAUUGGGAGUGGGAGGAGCAGUAUCGGGAGGAGCAGCAGCAGCAGCAGCAGCAGCAGAUAGGCAAACGGCAGAAAGGGGAGGCACUGGGACAAGGGAAGGAGGAGGAUGCAGAGUAGAGGAUUCCCAUGGGAGACAUGUUGGCAUGCAGUGGCAGGGCAAAGCUGAACAACGCACACUAAGAGAAGGAGGAGGAGCAGGAGGAGCAGGAGGAGGAAUGAAGGCAGCAGGCAACAGCGCCAGAAGAAGAAGUCCUGCAGUGCAGUCUGCUCCCUCACUAUUUGGUGGGACGCCGUCAGCAUCAUCUGCAUUCUGCUUUGGACGAGAGCAUGGCGCUCUCCCUCUCCACCUCUUCUCCACCUCCCAUCUCUUUGGCUCCGUGCCCUCUUUACAGGAGCAAGCGGGAAUGACCUCCUCAGCAGUGCAGCACAUAUCCUUUGACCCCGCGUCCGCCUCCCGCCUUUCCUUCCACCUCAACAACGGCUGGAGUGGGGUGUUGCAUGUGCCCUCUCUGUCGCUCUCCCACAUCCACUGCCCGCCCCCUCCCUGGGUGUCUACUCGGUUGGAAGAGGACGAAAAUCUAGGCGAGCAGCACCACCCGCAGCUGGCGCCGCCAGUGGUUGAUCCCUGGCGCUGGAGGCUUCUCACCCGCCGCACUCCCGCUUGGCUUCCAAACUCGGUACUUUGUGUUCCUUCUGCCAGGGACCCACACCUCUUCUUCCUAGACUUAGGCUCGGGAUCUCCACACGCCACCCCAUGCUCCAGUGCAUUAAAUCAAGGGCUGGCCCCUUCAAAGCCACACUACAAGGCCCGUACAUCAAGGUCAACACAUAUUGCUGCUGUGACUGCUCCACUCGCUGCAGUGGCAGCAGCCCCCAAUGGACUCGACGUCAUUGCAAGCACUAUAGAUGGAGCUAUGGUGGUGGUGUCCCCAUUCUUGCCAGCUUGAUUGAUUUGGUGGUUCACUUGGUUUAAAUAGAAUGUCACCUUGAUUGAAGAAAAGAGUUAUAGUUGUUUUGAAUGUAGUCCGCUUACGGUAAUUUUGACAGACGAGGAAGCUGCCCCUGAGUCCUGACCUGUCAAGUAGACAAGUUCUCCACCAAUCGGAGCGACCAUUUCGAGUUGAUGGCCCCUCGAUUAGCGGACGGGCCACGCUGAAUCCAGAAUGACUG